This is a messenger RNA of Peniophora sp. CBMAI 1063, 2478 nucleotides long. The record is from the annotation of a GenBank genome assembly. Lineage: Eukaryota; Fungi; Basidiomycota; Agaricomycetes; Russulales; Peniophoraceae.
AUGCAAACGCGGGCCCGAGAAGAACUGCCUCCCGAGCUCAUCGCUUCUAUACAACGCGUACUGGAACUGCAGACUGCUGAUGCGGACCCGUUGGACAGUCUGUCUGAUUUCGAUGCUGUCACAGUCUUGAACCAGUACUUCCCCGACGAGGCUUCACUUGGGCAGCUCGAAACCGUUCAAGCCAAGCUGGCCCAGGACGAGCAAGACCUGGCCGUGGAAAUACGGGAGUUACAAGAGGAGAUUAAGCUACAACAGGAUCCGGGAAAGAUGCAACUCAUACAAGAGAUGAUAUCGGAUCUGUUGGGUCAGAUGUCUCGCAUUCGCGAGAAGGCAACCGAGUCAGAAGCUAUCGUCCGCAACAUCACGAAAGAUAUACAAGUCCUGGACCUCGCAAAGGCCAACCUAACCCUCAGUAUGACGAUUUUGAGGAGGAUGCAGAUGCUCGUAAGGGCACUGGCGCAGCUUGAAGAGUUUGUGAGGGAGAGGCGAUACUCUGAUAUAACGCAGAACCUUGCUGCCGUGAAAGAAAUAUCAACGUCUUUCAAACCCUAUAACACCGUCCCUCGAAUUGCGCAGCUCAUAAGAAGAGUUCAAGAACUUCAAGGCGAAGUUCGGUCUAUGAUUGAAGCCGAUUUCGAUGCCUACUACUUACAACAACCGACAUCUCCAAAGGCAGCAGUUGUUACAGCUGCUUGUGAGACCGCGGAUGUUCUUGGCCCCGACGUGCGCGCGAGUCUGGUGGCGCGGUAUACAGCACUGCUGAUGGCGGAGUAUCGCCGAAUAUUUAGGCUCACCGACGAGGCUGGGCAGCUUGACAACAUCUCUCGGAGAUUUGCGUGGUUCCGACGCACGCUCAGUACACAUGAAGGCGGACUUGGACGCGCUUUUCUCGAGCAAUGGAGCGUUGGACAGGCGCUUGUAGCCGCUUUCGUCGAUGUAACACGAGGAGACAUGGCUUCAUUGCUAUCCAAGGCUGGGAAGGAUCUUUCCGUCAUGACACUCCUGGACACGUUGCAGCAGACGAAAGACUUCGAAAUAUCGAUCUCGAAACGUUUUGGGGUACCGUUCAAGGAUCUACUUCAAUCUCAAUCGUCUAUCGUUGGCGCUUCAACAGAUCCCAUCAGUGCGGCUUUCGAGCCGCAUAUGGGCGUCUACGUCCGUGCACAGGAUAGGACCAUUGCGGAUAUGAUUGCUUCACACCGCGGUCCGACUGCGCGCUCCUCUCUGGACACGACGAGCCACGCUUCGGAGCACGAUGAGAACCCGCCGUCAGUGUUGCCUUCUUCGACGGAACUAUUCUAUUUCUACAGUCAAACCAUGGACGCGUGUGCGACGCUGUCUACAGGCAAACCUCUCUUUGACUUGCUUGAUGUAUUCAAGAAGUGGCUGCGUACAUAUGCUGGGGAGAUACUGCCGAAAACGCUCAAGCGAGUGGGUCCCCUGCCUCGUCGGUCUAUGGAUGCCCGCUGGGACGUCACUGAGAUUAAGAAUGCCUGCCUUGUCAUCAACACGGCCGACUAUUGCUACAAUACGGCACAAGAACUCGAGGAACGGAUGCGGCAACGUAUAGCGGAUGAAUACAAGGAGAAGGUAUCUCUACAGCACGAGAUGGAUCUCUUCAUCAGCGCAGCCUCAUCCUCCAUCGUAAUACUGUUACGCGAAAUGGAAGCCGGUUGCGAACCACACCUGCUCACCCUCUCACGUACAGCCUGGGCUUCAUUGCAGGAGGUCACCGGCCCGUCCGCUUACGUGCUGGAACUUUCACGUUCCCUUGAGCAGGUAUCCGAACUAGUGAUACCCUUGGUCGAGAGCAAGAAAUAUCUGCGCAACUUUUUUGACAAGGCGUCAAGCCUCGUGCUCACCCGCUUUACCAACUCGAUGGUCAGAAGCCGUCCAUUGAAAGAAAACGGUGCCGAACAGCUUAUGUUGGACUUGGCUUCUUUGAAAUCAACUUUGCUGAAGUUGCCAGGAGAGAGCCUCACGUCAGCGAGCUACACGAGAAGCAUCACGAAGACGACUCAGCGCCUGGAGGCGCUUCUCAAAGUCAUUGUUGCUCCCCAGAGCCCUGCCGAAGGUUUCAUCCUCAAUUAUAUCCUCCUUAUCGGCGACGCCUCCUUCUCCAACUUCCAAAAGAUUCUUGACCUUAAGGGUACGCCGCGAGCGGAACAGAACAAUCUUUUGGACGAGUUCGUGACGACAACGAGUACUCGGCCCGAACUCGAACAAACUUCCUUCCUUUCAUCGCUUGAUAUGGACCCGUCGCUCGCAUCGCAGGCUGCAGCUCUGGCCAGUCCUGGCGGCAGCCGUGUGGCGCUUGGAGGUCAAGAUGGCAUCUUCGCUACGCUUAGUUCGCCGCAACCGGACGGAACGCCUACGGGAUCGCAGACACCACCGCGCGACGGGGCCCAGGGCAAAGUGUUUUCGGAUUUCAGACGGCUCAUGAACUUCGGCUUGCGGCGGGAGACAAUGGGGCCGUAG